Molecule: messenger RNA, 643 nt
Organism: Suillus subaureus
Lineage: Eukaryota; Fungi; Basidiomycota; Agaricomycetes; Boletales; Suillaceae
Exons: 2
Coding region: 9-272 (87 amino acids)
Source: RefSeq, a predicted model, not a curated record
AUGCUCACAUGCACACUCGUGAAGAGGUUGGCAUUGCUGUUGAGACUACACAGGAUCUUGAAGCAUCCUUCGCAUGGGCACCUCCACUCUCGACCGAGCCUCGCGAUGCAAAUGACUUGCUUGCUGUUCCAGAGAGUAUAUUGCCUGACGAUAUCACUGCUGAGUUUGCAGCCCUCGAGGAGUUGAAAAGGACUGAAGGAGUUCAGAACAUUAAUGGAGUUGAAGUGCUCGAGGGAAACACUUUUGAUUUUGACGAGUCGAACAAGGAAUAAUACCACAGGCUAUUCUAGAUGAGGUUGAGGUGGUUAAUUACAAUGGCGAGGAUGAAAGAUGGGACGAGGCAAAAUUGAUGUCAUCGUUAGGAAUGUCGUACACAAAGUCUGCAUAGCUUAGCUAGGCGCCUAGAGUUUUGCUGGUUAUGACCGGCAGAACUAAAUCCAAGGAGUCCUGCCCCCCACACUUCCUUGUGCAUAUGCAAUUUUCACUUUUUGAUGUUCAUUCUAGCCAAUUGGCGCGAAAUCAGAGGGAGGUUGUUACCACCGCCUGCUAGGCUUAGUGCACCGUGAAUACGGCAUGAACGACUGAUAGGUGAGUCACAGGUGAAUCUCACCGGUUGUUGACUCUUGGGUUCACAGUAUAUGGA